This is a messenger RNA of Seminavis robusta, 1041 nucleotides long. The record is from the annotation of a GenBank genome assembly. Lineage: Eukaryota; Bacillariophyta; Bacillariophyceae; Naviculales; Naviculaceae.
AUGGGCCAAGCAAUCUCAGCAACGCAAUUUUACCUUUACGGCAGACGGCACUUCACUUCAACUGGAUAUACCCGCCAUGUCAAAAAAUACAAGUCACCCGUCCAGACGUCUCCCACCAUUCGAUUGGGCCAAGAAGGAUCCGACGGCGUCAACAUGGAAGGCAAAGUCGUGGUGAUUACGGGUGCCAACUCGGGGAUUGGGAAAGAAAUGGCAACCUACGCUCUGGCCAAGGGCUCCAAAGUCUACAUGAUUUGCCGCUCCAAAGACCGCGCCGAAGCGGCCAAACAGGAAAUCCUGCAAGCUACUUCCACUUCAGGCGAUGACAGUAAUAAUCUCCAAAUUCUACUCGCCAACACGGGAGAAUUGGCGCAAGUGCGAGCCGCCGUUCAGAGUUUGCAGGCACAAGAAACCAAAGUGGAUGUGCUGAUCUGCAAUGCGGGAGCAUUGUUGAAUCAACGAACGGAAACCAAAGAAGGCAUUGAAGUCACAUUUGCAUCGCAUUUGCUAGGAGGAUCCUACUUGAUUUCGCAAUUGCUUUUGCCACAACUCCAGGCCGCCAACAAUCCACGCGUCAUUUUUGUCACUUCCGGUGGCAUGUUGACAUCCAAAUUUCCCGAUUGGGAAACCGCCACGUGCACCAUGAAAGAGGACGCCGACAAGAAAUAUUCCGGAGAACUCAGUUAUGCCUAUGCCAAGAGAGGACAAGUGCUGCUGGCCGAGCGACUGACGGAAACCAUGCCAGCCAUUCAAUGGAUCACCGCACACCCCGGUUGGACCGCCACUCCCGCCGUAGACAGUGCCUUUGGAGACAAUAAAAAGUAUUUGGAACCCAUGCGUAACAUGUGGCAAGGUGCUGAAGGAAUUGCCUAUCUCAUGGGAGCACCCAAGGAUGUAAUCCAAAGUGGAGCAUUUUAUCUGGAUCGAACACCACAGGCCAAACACAUUGCCGGGCCGUUCUUUUCGGAAGGAUCCUUCACCAAGAAUACCAAUGCGGAAGUGGACGAAAUGAUGGCCAAACUGAAAGAAAUGGCGGGUGUGUAA